Rotaria sp. Silwood2 is the source of this 555-nucleotide messenger RNA. Lineage: Eukaryota; Metazoa; Rotifera; Eurotatoria; Philodinida; Philodinidae. The record is from the annotation of a GenBank genome assembly.
AUGAGAAGUGGUGUCUUAGCAGACGUUGCUAAAUCUUUUGUGAAAGAUUAUCUUCAAUCAGGUUUACGAACUGUAUGUACGCCUUAUAUGCAUUUAGUCGGUACUCAUUUAGCCGAACAAGAUAAAUAUGAAAAUCUACCGUCUUAUGACAUGCAAGGAGUCGAAAAGUGUAAUGAUUUACUUUCGUGUCUUUAUUUUUCAUCCAGUAAUAGAGCUAAAAAACCAUUAAGAACCAUGGUACAAACUUUAUAUCGUCGACUUGAAAUGAAUUUUUCAGAUCCCAAAGAUCGAGAAGUAAUGAGUCGAUACGCUCGAACAGGAGUAAUGAACGAAGCAGAUAGCGAAGAAGAUGAUGAUAUUGACACAAAGUCACUGUCUUCUGUUAAUCAAGAUGAAUCACUUGAUUGUUCAUCUAAUAGUACUGAUAGUGAGGAAGAAAAAAGUGAUGAAAAUGACGAAGAAGAAACAGAUGCACCACCAGAUUUCAUGUCACAAUACACGUUUCAAGUAAAAAAGAGAGAAAAUCGUUGGAAGAGUUUUAAGAGAAAAGAUUAG